AUGAUGGGCUCCGUGCUCCCGGCUGAGGCCCUGGUGCUCAAGACCGGGCUGAAGGCGCCGGGGCUGGCACUGGCCGAGGUCAUCACCUCCGACAUCCUGCACAGUUUCCUGUACGGCCGCUGGCGCAACGUGCUGGGCGAGCAGCUCUUCGAGGACAAGAGCCACCACGCCAGCCCCAAGACAGCCUUCACCGCCGAGGUCUUGGCGCAGUCCUUCUCCGGCGAGGUGCAGAAGCUGUCCAGCCUGGUGCUGCCGGCGGAGGUGAUCAUCGCGCAGAGUUCCAUCCCCGGCGAGGGCCUCGGCAUCUUCUCCAAGACGUGGAUCAAGGCGGGCACGGAGAUGGGCCCCUUCACUGGCCGCAUCAUCGCCCCGGAGCACGUGGACAUCUGCAAGAACAACAACCUGAUGUGGGAGGUGUUCAAUGAGGACGGCACAGUGCGCUACUUCAUUGAUGCCAGCCAGGAGGACCACCGGAGUUGGAUGACCUACAUCAAGUGUGCGCGGAACGAACAGGAGCAGAACCUGGAGGUCGUCCAGAUCGGCACCAGUAUCUUCUACAAGGCUAUCGAGAUGAUCCCACCUGACCAGGAGCUCCUGGUGUGGUAUGGAAACUCACACAACACCUUUCUGGGGAUCCCUGGUGUGCCCGGGCUGGAGGAGGAGCAGAAGAAGAACAAGCAUGAGGACUUCCACCCGGCGGACUCGGCGGCGGGCACCGCGGGCCGCAUGCGCUGCGUCAUCUGCCACCGCGGCUUCAACUCGCGCAGCAACCUGCGCUCGCACAUGCGCAUCCACACGCUGGACAAGCCCUUCGUGUGCCGCUUCUGCAACCGCCGCUUCAGCCAGUCGUCCACGCUGCGCAACCACGUGCGCCUGCACACGGGCGAGCGCCCCUACAAGUGCCAGGUGUGCCAGAGCGCCUACUCGCAGCUGGCCGGCCUGCGCGCCCACCAGAAGAGCGCGCGCCACCGGCCGCCCAGCGCCGCGCUGCAGCCGCACUCGCCCGCGCUGCCCGCGCCGCACGCGCACGCGCCCGCGCUCGCCGCCGCCGCCGCCGCCGCCGCCGCAGCCGCGCACCACCUGCCGGCCAUGGUGCUGUGA
Neogale vison (American mink) is the source of this 1101-nucleotide messenger RNA. It is a transcript of the gene PRDM12, whose product is annotated as PR/SET domain 12. The coding region runs from base 1 to 1101 and encodes 366 amino acids. NCBI's taxonomy places the organism in Eukaryota, Metazoa, Chordata, Mammalia, Carnivora, Mustelidae. Gene Ontology annotation, biological process: neurogenesis. Gene Ontology annotation, molecular function: histone methyltransferase binding. Gene Ontology annotation, cellular component: nucleus. The record is from RefSeq and is a predicted model, not a curated record. The transcript is spliced from 5 exons.